Molecule: messenger RNA, 201 nt
Organism: Dracunculus medinensis (Guinea worm)
Lineage: Eukaryota; Metazoa; Nematoda; Chromadorea; Rhabditida; Dracunculidae
Source: the annotation of a GenBank genome assembly
AUGUUCAAGGAAAGAGCUGAAAAUGCGAUGUAUGAUAUGAUAGAAAAAUCAGACUGGAUGCUUCAUGUUAUUACUGGACUUAAACUGAUGGGAAAUUUGACAGCAUCUGUGAAAUAUGGCAAGUAUGGUUACCAUUCUGUGAUCCACAAUGAAACUAUGGUUGGUGUAUUGUCUUCUGGAGGAUGGAGCGGAAACUCAUGA